Aegilops tauschii subsp. strangulata is the source of this 3658-nucleotide messenger RNA. Its product is annotated as DNA-directed RNA polymerase 3B, chloroplastic. Gene Ontology annotation, molecular function: DNA-directed RNA polymerase activity; DNA binding. The record is from RefSeq and is a predicted model, not a curated record. Gene Ontology annotation, cellular component: mitochondrial DNA-directed RNA polymerase complex. Lineage: Eukaryota; Viridiplantae; Streptophyta; Magnoliopsida; Poales; Poaceae. Gene Ontology annotation, biological process: mitochondrial transcription.
CCCUCCGCCACCCCCACCUCACCGGCCCCAAAUUCCGGCCGCCGGAGCGCAGCCCCUCGGCCCAGGCGGCGGCGCAUGCCUCUCCUGCUCGCCCCCAUCUCCACGUGCGCGCCCCCGCCGCGGCCCCGCCUGCGCCGCCUCUCGCCGCCGCCGCCCAUGGUGGCCGUCCUGCCCGCGCCCGCGCCCCCGCCCCGCCCCGUCACGCUCCUCCCCAUCCCCACGCCCCCGCCACUCAACACCGACGCCUUCGACUGGCUCGACCUCUUCGCCUUCCUCAACUCCCCCGCCGACUCCUACCAGAUCCCCCACCCGCCUCCCUCCCCCGCCGACUCCUACCAGAUCCCCCACCCGCCUCCCUCCCCCGCCUCCGCCUCGCCGACGGCCGAGGAGGAGCUGGCGGCGCUCCUCGAGAGGGGGAAGGAGCGGGAGCGGGCCAGGCGGGCGGGCCACCGGCGGCUGCGGCAGCGCCAGGUCAAGGCGGAGACGGAGGCCUGGGCGCGCGCCGCCGAGGAGUACCGCCAGCUCGAGCGCGAGAUGCUCGACCGCCACCUCGCCCCCCAGCUGCCCUACGUCAAGUCGCUCUUCCUCGGCUGGUUCGAGCCGCUGCGCGACGCCGUCGCCCGGGACCAGGACGUGCAGCGCCGCAAGCGGGUCAAGCACGUCUACGCCAAGUACCUGCUCCUGCUCCCCGCCGAGAAGGUCGCCGUCAUCGUCAUGCACAAGAUGAUGGGCCUCCUCAUGUCCAGCAAGGACGGCUGCGGCAGCGUCCGCGUCGUCCAGGCCGCGCACUCCAUUGGCGAGGCCGUCGAGCGCGAGUACAAAGUCCAGGCUUUCUUUCAGAAGACUAGGAGAAAAACUAGGAGCAAAACUGAAAGUGAAAAUGAUCCAGGGUUAGACAAGGAACAGGCAAAAUGCCGGAAACUUGUUAAGAGUUUGGUGAGGAGGCGAAAAUUGACUGAAGCACAGAAGCUUGUGCAACAGGAGAUUGAAUUGGAGGAGUGGGGCACAGAAGCCCAAGUGAAGCUAGGAACUCGCCUGAUUGAAUUGUUGUUGGAUUCGGCAUUUGUGCAGUCACCAGCCGACCAAACACCCGACAGUUCUCCUGAUUUUCGACCCGCAUUUAAGCAUGUAUUGCGAAAGCCUAUUGUAGAAAAUGGGAGACUAAAGAAGAAGCACUUCGUGAUAGAGUGUGAUCCUCUUGUGCAUGAGGGGUUUGAAAGCACUGCUAGACACGUGGAGAUACCCUAUCUUCCUAUGCUGGUACCUCCUACAAAAUGGAAGGGCUAUGAUAAAGGUGGACACCUUUUUCUGCCUUCAUAUGUUAUGCGGACACAUGGUGUGAAGGAUCAGAAGGAAGCCAUCAAGAGUGUUCCAAGAAAACAGCUGAGAAAAGUAUUCGAGGCAUUAGAUAUCCUUGGGGGUACUAAAUGGAGAGUGAAUAGACGAGUACAUGACGUUGUUGAGACUAUUUGGAGUCGUGGUGGGGGUAUUGCAGGACUUGUUGAUAAGGGAAAUAUUCCUCUACCUGAACAACCUGAAACAGAAGACCCAGAUGAAAUCCAGAAAUGGAAGUGGAGCGUAAAGAAGACAAAGAAAGCUAACCGCGAACUGCAUGCUGAGCGAUGCGAUACAGAACUAAAACUCUCUGUUGCUCGUAAAAUGAGAGAGGAGGAUGGCUUCUAUUAUCCUCAUAAUCUAGAUUUCCGUGGUCGUGCAUACCCUAUGCAUCCACAUCUGAGUCACCUAGGUUCAGAUCUAUGCCGAGGUGUUCUAGAGUAUGCUGAAGGGCGGCCACUCGGAAAAUCUGGUCUACGCUGGUUGAAGAUACAUUUGGCUAACAAAUAUGGCGGAGGCAUUGAAAAGCUUUCUCAUGAGAGCAAAUUAACGUUUGUGGAGGAUCAUUUGCCUGAUAUAUUUGAUUCAGCAGCAAAUCCUGUCGAUGGGAACUGUUGGUGGAUUAAUGCUGAGGAUCCAUUUCAAUGUCUAGCUGCAUGCAUGGAUCUUUCUAAUGCCUUAGAAAGUUCAUCACCUCAUGGUGCUGUCUCUCACCUACCUAUUCAUCAGGAUGGUUCAUGCAAUGGGUUACAACACUAUGCCGCUCUUGGAAGAGACUACAUGGGCGCGGCAGCUGUCAACUUGGUUCCUGGAGAGAAACCUGCAGAUAUCUACUCAGAAAUAGCUGCUAGGGUACUGGAUGUUGUACGGGAAGACUCAAUGAAAGAUCCUGCUACUGACCCAAGUGUUCCAUUAGCAAAGGUUUUAGUUGAUGAGGUGGAUAGGAAGCUGGUCAAGCAGACAGUGAUGACGUCAGUUUAUGGUGUCACAUUUAUCGGUGCUCGCCAGCAAAUUAUGAAGAGGCUUCAAGAGAAAGGGCACAUUACAGAUGACAAAUUGCUCUAUGAUGUGUCCUGCUAUGCUACCAGGGUAACUUUGGAUGCACUAGGACAAAUGUUCCAAUCUGCCCGUGCUAUAAUGGCAUGGCUUGGUGACUGUGCAAAGAUGAUUGCUUCAAAAAAUCAACCAGUCAGAUGGACGAGUCCUGUUGGUCUUCCAGUUGUGCAGCCAUACAAGAAAUAUAAAAACUAUAUGAUACGAACUUCUUUGCAAUGUCUGGCUUUACGACGGGAGGGUGAUGCAAUUGCAACCCAACGGCAAAAGGCAGCUUUUCCACCGAAUUUUGUGCAUUCUCUUGAUAGUUCACAUAUGAUGAUGACGGCAAUUACCUGCAAGGAGGCUGGUCUUCAUUUUGCAGGAGUGCACGACUCAUUUUGGGUGCAUGCAUGUGAUGUCGAUAAAAUGAAUCAGAUCUUGAGAGAGCAAUUCGUGGAGCUGUACAGCAUGCCAAUCCUUGAAAACCUAUUGGAAGAGUUUCAGACAUUAUUCCCGACAGUAGAGUUUCCUCCCUGCCCAGCACAGGGGAAUUUUGAUGUGAGAGAAGUUCUCACAUCUACCUAUUUCUUCAACUAAGCUCACCGGGAGAGUUAUAUGUAACAUGUCACGAGCUCUGCGUGGUUGGAUAGCUGAAUUGCCUGAUCAUUAUUCACAAAUCACAACACGAUGGUUGUGCGGCGGCCAGCGGCUGAUGGGCCAAGAAGCUGAGUUUUUCAAAAUCUUUGGCGUGAGAAGCAAUUACAGCAGCAAGCCAUUGCAACUCAGCCUUAUUGGCACACCAGCAAUAGAAGCGUGAAUGGUGUUUUGGCAUCGGCAAAUCAACUCGCUGGACUCUGGACCCAGGAGCAUGCCAAAUGGUUAGCCGAAGCCUGAUCUGAACGAGCCUCAAGUAGUUGAUGCUGAUGAUUUUUUGGUUGACGCAAGAUCUACGAGGAUGUGAAGUUCAGUUCAGGCGCUGGUUACCAUUACUCAGGCCAAGAAGGUAAAUUAUGAAAUAUCAAGUUAUCAAUUGCUGAAGAGUCCAGUCUUGCUGAUGCUGCUGAUUGAAUUUUACCAUAGAUGAGAGUUUGAACCCUAAUUUUACUGUCUAUACGUUUUUUGAUCUCUUAGGAUUUUUGUAGCCGAUGGCUCUGCAUGCGCUGCACCAUCACCAUGUAAUAAUGUGUAGAAUUUGGGCACCGAAUAGAAACCUGAAAAGUGUAUAUGAGAUUCAUAUAGAUGUUGACAUGGAAUAAAAUUGUACAUGAGAAAAGUUUUGACUUGACUA